Molecule: messenger RNA, 3360 nt
Organism: Esox lucius (northern pike)
Lineage: Eukaryota; Metazoa; Chordata; Actinopteri; Esociformes; Esocidae
Gene: mogat2
Product: monoacylglycerol O-acyltransferase 2
Exons: 6
Coding region: 213-1220 (335 amino acids)
Biological process (GO): triglyceride biosynthetic process; diacylglycerol biosynthetic process
Cellular component (GO): endoplasmic reticulum membrane
Molecular function (GO): 2-acylglycerol O-acyltransferase activity; diacylglycerol O-acyltransferase activity
Source: RefSeq, a predicted model, not a curated record
AUUAAAACCGUCAAAUACCAGCUAGGUCAAAGGCCUUGAACAUAGAAAUAUGAGAUUGGCGAGAUUGGCGAGAUAAGACGCUGUGACUAUUGUGCAGAGAGAGGCAGACUUUGGACCCACUUCACUAACUCCUCUUCUGGGUGUCCUUGUCCCAGACCGUAGCCUCCCGCCUGCUUGCACUGCUUAGCUCUCGUCUCUCUCUAGUCCUCACCAUGAAGAUCCAGUUUGCCCCUGCUGACCUGCCCCUAAGAAGAAGACUGCAGACGGCCUCGGUGCUGCAGUGGGUCUUCUCCUUCAUAGGCCUGGCUCCAUGCUGCAUCGUGCUGUUCUUCACUUUGCUGUUCACACGGUUCUGGCUGAUCAGUGUGCUGUACUCCUGCUGGUGGUUCAUCGACUGGGAAACACCAUCCAAGGGGGGUCGCAGGGUCCACUCCCUGUGUCGCCUACGUGUCUGGGAAUACAUGAGGGACUACUUCCCUGUAAAGCUGGUGAAGACAGCAGACUUGGACCCUAGGCAGAACUACAUCCUAGGUUUUCACCCCCAUGGGGUCAUGGUGGCUGGAGCCUUCACCAACUUCUGCACAUAUGCCACCGGGUUCAGGAAAAUGUUCCCUGGCCUGAACAGCUUCCUACUGAUGCUGCCCCUCUGGUUCAGGGUCCCCUUCUUCAGAGACUACAUCAUGAUGGCAGGCCUGAUUCCCUCGGACAAGGAGAGUGCCAGAUUUCUGUUACGUCGAAAAGGCGGUGGGAAUGCUGUUGUCAUAGCAGUGGGAGGAGCCCCCGAGGCCUUGGAUGCACGUCCUGGCGCUUAUACCAUUAUCUUAGCCAAUAAGAAGGGCUUUGUCAAACUGGCAAUGGAACAUGGUGCACAUCUGGUUCCAGUCUUCUCCUUCGGGGAGAACGAGCUGUUCGACCAGGUGGAGAACCCUCGAGGCACCUGGCUCCGCUGGAUUCAGGAAAAGCUGCAGUGCAUAAUGGGUAUCUCUCUGCCUCUCUUCCAUGCACGAGGUGUCUUCCAGUACAGCUUUGGUAUCAUGCCCUACAGGAAACCCAUCAACACCGUGGUGGGACGGCCAAUCAGAGUGGAGAAAAAUGAAAAGCCCACAGAAGAGGAGCUGGACGAGCUCCAUCAGCUCUACCUGGAUGAACUCAGCCAGCUGUUUGAGGAGAACAAGGGGAAGUACGGAGUGCCAGAACAUGAACAUCUCAGCUUUGUCUGAGGAGGACUCACAAGUAAAAUAAAAGGAGGGAGAGAGAAAGGGGGAGAGGUGGGUAGAGGUGCUUGUCCAUGUUCUCUCACUUUACUUUUUCAACCAGAGAAACCUUUACUUCCCUAAUCAUGAGAAGAAUCCAGCCCAAACUAGAGGAGAUAAGAAACAGAACUUAUUAAAAACGGGACAUUGUUAUACAAUGUUCAUCGUGUUAUAUUUUAUAUAUAUAUGUACACUUUUUUAUUGCUCCAUUUGGCCAAUUCUUUACAAUUGUAGCCACCAUCAUAGUCCAGGAUUCAGGCAAUAUUGGAAACUAUAAUUAUCCCAGAGCCACAUUUCCUUACUCUUGACAUCAAAUAAGCUGAAUUUGUAAGGAAAUGUCAUGUUCUAUCGAUGCACUAUAUCCUCAAUGAAUCCUCUAGAUCUUGGGUCAUCAACUAGGUUUGUUGUAAAUUAUUUAAUAAUUAUUGUUUGCGGAGAUGUAGGCCUAUUUGUUAGUGUGUUAAAUGGUGAGGAAGAAAGGCCUACCCAACAUGCGUUAUUCACAUUCAAAUGAACUCAAUAAGCUUACUAAUUUUGGUAUCAAAGUUAAUGAGGAAAAUAGAGGUUUGGUGGUGUAAACUCCUUUGGACGUUACAAGUUUUGAUUAAGAUAUACUUUUUAUAUAUCAUCCCCUCAAAAUAAAAGUAUUUGUUUUACCAAAAUACUUUGGGGGGAGGUGGGGCAGAGGCCACACCCAGCUCUAGACAUACAGUAUAUCAAAAAAUAUAUGUAUCAAAUACACACUGAAAAACUGUGAAGAAUUAUGUCUGGUUUACCAUCACAACUUUUCCAUUUUCUGCAGCAUUAAGUUUAUUUUUUAUUAUAAAACCAUUUCAUGUAUUUCAGUAAAGCUUAAAUCAGGUUUUAUUCACUCUUCAUGCUUUGUCCACAGCUGCCCAUUCAGUUCCAUUUUAUAUAAAAAAAAGUGACAGCUAGUAUUUGGACCUGGCCCUCCAGUGAUAGGAACUCAGGGAACUUUUGAAAUGCUUUUUUCAUGUGUGCAAUGGCAAGGGUAACAUACUGAAUUUCCAAACCGACACCAGACUGGCAGACGGUCACAUUAUGUUGAGUGUGGAUAGUGUCCAGACACUUUCAAACAAAGUGCAAGCAGAGGACAGAAAAAAAAUCAAAGGGAGGGACUAGAACUAGGGAUGCAUGGAAAAUGAUUGGCCGAUAUAUAACACUGUCGGCAGAUGUUGGUACCGGUACUGAUCUUUUGUCAUUUCUGUUGCUUUUGGUUUUGUUGUCAAAAUGUUGCUUUUGAUUAUGCUUUUAAUUUCAACUAAUACAGAUUCAAUCAUCACCUAUAUAUUUUGUAUGAUGAAAAACUAUCACAAAAAUAAGCACAAUGAAUAGAAAAAGUCUACAUUACAUGAUAAUAAAAUAAAUACAUAUUAUCUUUCUGUCAUUCUGUAUUAUAUGAUGCCUGGAUAUAAAUGUGGGAAAUUAGACAUCAUCAACAAAACUGCCAAAGAUAACAAAUAAUAACAAUACAAUACAUAAUGAAGACUUCUUUCUCAGAUUUUAAAGUCACGGGCUGCUAGGAAUGUCUCUUCGGGAUAUGCAUUUUCAAGUGAGCUUCUGGCUCUUCGUUCCAGCAUCAGCUGGCGGUGGUAUAUAAAUUAGUACUUCUUUGGUAGGUAAUUUUUUUGUAGAUAAUUUGGUCUGCAGCUUAAAAAAAGUAGACUCUUGGGGUUCCAAAAUGGUUCUACCUGGAAACAAAAAGGGUUUGCCUAUAGGCACAAUAAAAUAAUUUCAAACACCUUUGGGCUAAGAGUGUAGCCCCAGAUUAUUAAAUCUUAACUGUGUAAACUAGAAAAAAAACUUGUGAAGAUACGUGUUCGUAUUUCAUAUCAAAGUUCGCUCUGUGGAAGGUGCUAUUUUAUCAGAUGUUAUAUGAUCAGGGUGGUAACUACCAUCUCUCUGGUCAGGGUGAUUACAGGGUCAUGAUAAAUGCACUAAUAUCCAUCCAAUUUCUCAGUCUGACAGGCAAAGUACAAAUGGAAUGAAGACUUCUUGGUAUUACUGUCAACCAGAUAUAUCAGGGCAUAUCUUAUAAACACCAAAAAUGUUUAUAAUUUAUCAAUAAAGAACAACAUUUGAUUCA